This is a messenger RNA of Chlamydomonas reinhardtii, 3658 nucleotides long. RefSeq lists its product as uncharacterized. Bases 295 to 3021 code for a protein of 908 amino acids. NCBI's taxonomy places the organism in Eukaryota, Viridiplantae, Chlorophyta, Chlorophyceae, Chlamydomonadales, Chlamydomonadaceae. The transcript has 6 exons. The record is from RefSeq and is a predicted model, not a curated record.
AAUGUGACGAUUUAUAUAACACCACUAUAAUCCAGGACAUUCGUGCACAGCUGCUCGAGACGUUUCGCAACUCGCUUGGGCAUCUGCCCGUUGGGCGAUUUCAUAUUGGCUUGGCAUUAUGCGACUACUGGAAACUUAAAGACGCGCUCUAGCGAAGGCCAAGCUAUCAUCGGUGUAGGUCGACAAGGCCCUGGCACCGCUUGCAACUUGCGGGGUUGCUGCAGUUUGGUCUUGCAACACGCGAUGCUGAAAGUCUGGAAACCUUGAGCGUGGAGUUGACGGAGCUCGGGCACGAUGGAAAUCGCAAGCUCGAGGCCCUUUUGCUUUCAGACGCACAGCCCGUUGGGCUUUGCUGUCCAGCUAAAGCUCACUCCAGAGCUAAAGCAGGCUCUGAUUGAAGCACAAGCUAAUGGCAAGCCUUUGGCGCUGCGUUUCCGGGAGGAACCGCACAAAGAGGCGGUGCUGUGCGUGGGCACCACGGAAUACCUGUUCGGCACCACGCCCACCUCGCAGCAGCAGGAGGUGAUGGAGAUGACGCCGCGCAGCAAGGGCGCCUGCGCGGUGGCCAGCGUCAAGCAGCGCCUCACGCUGCAGAGGGACGCACAGGGGCGGCCGCGCUGUCAGACCACCACCGAGGCAGCAGCCAAGGCGCGAGCGGCGGCAGCAGCAGCAGCGGCGGCAGCGGCGGCAGCAGGGCCGGCGGCAGCCAAGCCCGGCGCUCAUCACAUGGCAAAUGGAGGCUCUGCAGCUGCUGGGAAGGGCAUGGAACCGCCAAAGCCCAAGAGCACGGGGGCAGCAGCAGCAGCAGCAGCAGCAGCAGCAGCAGCAGCAGCAGGGAACGACCGCCGUGCCAAGACCGCAACGCCGCCGCCGCCCGAGCCCGCCGCUGCAGGCGGCGGGGGCGGCGGCAACGGCAGCGGCGGCGGCAGCUCGCCGGUUGGCGCCGGCGGCGCAGCCGCCGCGGCGGCCGCGGCAGCAGCGGCGGCGGCCGCCGCCGCCGCCAACGGCGAGCUGCCUCGUAUUGCGGUGGCGGCGGCGCGUCAGGGCGACCUGCCGCUAGUGAUUGCGGCGCUGCUGCGGGACAGUCCGCUGACGGCGGGCAGCCUGCAGAGCCGCAUAGACGCCGCGUACCGGGCGGCAGGCGCCAAGCCGGAGGCGCGCGAGUACGUGAAGCGCGUGAUCGACAACUGCUGCGCGCUGGCCAACAACCGAAUGAACCUCAAGCCGGACGUGCUGGCGCGAGAGGGGCCGCGGCUGGACGCCCUGUCUGUGGGGUCCAGCCCCACGGCCGCAGACGGCGCCACACACGGCGGCGGCGGCGGCGGCGCGGACCGUGGGAGAGGCGGCGCGCGGGGUGGUGGCGGCGGCGGCAAGCGCGUCGCCAGCUGCUCGCCGGACCCCCGCGUGUCUCCGGAGCGUGAAGCGGCGGCGGCGGUGGCGACGGCUGGCACGUCAGGGAGAGGCGGGGAAGAGGAGGACGACUUGCAGUGGGGGACCUACGCCGGCAGUCAGCCGAGCUUGCAGCCGACGUCACAUCGCAACGACACGGGCGGUUCCGCGCAUCAGCAUCAGCAUCAGCAUCAUAACAACUCCAGCCAGCAGCAUUCACAGCAGCCUCAGCAACAGCAGCAGCAACACAGGGACAGCGGCAAGGCUGCGCGCGCGGCGCCGGCGGGCGCCUCAGGUCAGGCGGCCAAACGGCAGAAGACGGGGCAAGGGGGCGGCGGCGGCGGCAGCGGGAAACAUGGCCGUGGCAACGACACGGCCGCAGCAGGGGCGACGGCCGCGGCGGCGACUGGGGCGGGGAAGGGCGUCAGCUUGCCACAGGGCUACGAUGAUUUUGACGAUCUCGCUGACACGCCCGCACCCCGGAAAAAGCCGACUACGUCUGCGCCGGCGCCGGCGCCAGGGCAGCAGCACGCGGGCAGGGCUGCGGCUGCCAAGGCGGCGGCCGCUGCGAAGGCAGAAACUGUAAAGGCAGAAGCUGCUAAAGCAGCCAGGGCGGAAGCAGCCAAGGCCGAGGCUGCAAAGGCGGAGGCUGCGAAGGCGGAGGCUACUAGGUUGGAAGCGGCGAGGGCGGAAGCGGCCAGGGCGGCAUCAGAAGAGGCGCCGGCGCCGGUUGCGAUCCCACCGGCGCCGGGGAGAGGGAAGAUGAUGAUGGUAUCCUCAGGCGGGCCGCGGGGGCUGCCCACACACGCCGCGCUAGGAGCAGGGGCGGCGUCUCCGCCCCGCCCCAGCGUGUCGGGACAGGGCCUAGCGCCCUCGACCGCGCCGUCGGGCGCGCCCUCGACGCGAGCCACCGCCCCGGGAAAAAUCGUGUCAGCGCCGCCGGCCGCUGCAAAUGGCGUGGGCUCGUCGGGCGGAGGUGGAGGUGGAGGUGGAGGUGGAGGUGGCGGCGGCGGCGCGCGUACGGCGUCUGCGGGUGGCGCGGCGGCUGGCAGUGACAGCGUGCCUGACACGGACGGCGGGAGAGGUGUCAGUGGUGGCGGCGGCGUCAGUGCGGGGGCGGGCGCGGCCUCGCCGGAGCAGCACGAGGAGUCGGCGCUGGACCCGGAGAUGCAGGCGUAUGCUGACCUGGAGCUGGCGGGUGAGGAGGACGCGCGGGAGGGUGACUGGUACCGGCCCUACGUGGACUGGCGCCCGCCGCCGCACGCCGCCGUGGCCAGCCAUGAGCAGUACGAGGCGUACGAACGCGAGUACCGCUCCAAGUACGACGUCUACCACAGGCUGAACCAGAAGUACAGCGAGGUGGUGCGGGAGGCCGAGUCCUACCGGGCGGCGGUGGAGGCGGCGGCGCCGGGCAGCGAGCAGCGGCGGCGCAGCCUGGCGGCGCUGUGGCGGCUGGGCGCGGGCAAGUGGCGGCUGCUGGAGGCGUGGAAGGCGGCGCGGCGGAACCUGCAUGCGGAUCUGGGGGAUCUGCGAGCCCGGGUGGCGGAGUACGCGGCGCGGGCGGAGCGGCAGGGCGGCGCGGGAGGCGCGGGCGGCGGCGGGAGGGAGGAGGGGCAGGAGGCGCAGGGGUGAGGCGUGGGAUGGGGUGGGAGGAAGCGCUGUGUGUCCUCCGCGUGGCAAUGUAGGUCGCCGUGUAGGCUUAGGGACAGGCUGGCAGGCUGGAGUUGUAGUCAGGGGUGUAGGAGUACGGCAGUAGAGCAUUGGGGUGUUGUGGCAGGGGCACACACGCAACAGCGCACCAACGAGCUCACACGCAGCAAACAUAUCAAACAGCAUUGCUACAUGUCGAUGCAGCAUGAGGGACGCAGUGUUGGUCAAGGUAUAACGCAAUAAAGGCUUACAGGAGCUAGGUAGAUAGGGCAGGGGCGUGGGCGAGUCGCGGGAUGCUGCGCUACCUAAGCGUGACUUGGUUGAGCUUGACGCAUCCUUCUUAAACUGAGUGCAGCAACCCAUGUGCGAUUGGUAGCUAGAGCGGGGGCUGUGGCAGCUAGGGCGGACGGUGAUUAAAGUAUGGUACGGCAUCGCCGUGGUUGCGUGUGGGUUACUUGCGGAGUGGGACGGAGGUGCAACCUAAAGCAGUUGCCCUGGGUGAGCUUUUCACGGGUUUCAGGCGUGUUGCUUUCGGCAGGUCAAUCGAGUACAAGCUCUGCGAACUCCCCGCAGCCAUACAACCAGUGAAACAAUGCUACGAUGAAUGUGUAAACACUUG